AGAAGGAGGCGGAGAUGCCACCACCUGACCUCCUCAAUGACUGCCUCUCGAUCCAGCCACUGAGACCCGAGGGUUCUCCCAUGGAGCACACAGACAGUGGACUUGGACGCUCCCCCCACGCAUCCAUGCCAGGCACCGCAUCUGACAUGUACCCGAGUAUCAGCUUCUCCAGCACACAUUCCAGUCGCUGCGGUACUGCCACAGGUGUCAGCAGCCACCAGUCUCCAGUCAGCAUGCAGGGCAGUCCCAUGAACACCGGCACUCUCAGUGUGGUCAAUGAGGAGGACAGCAUGGGUGGCUACUCUCCUGGACCCUCCCAGGGCAUGUUGAGUCCCCGGCCACUCCCACCCAUCAGCCGACAUGCCCCCAACAUGCUGAACAAUAUGCAACCCAACCCAUACCCUGCCACAUCCUACCAGGGCUACCCACCAUCCGGGAGCAUGCAGGACAUGCCAAACCAGGGUGGGUACCCUCAGUACACUCAGCGGUUGCCGUUUGCCGGUUCCAACGCCUUCACCAACAUCAACAGCUGUCGUAUGGGAGCCAUGCAGUCGCAGCGUGUGUCGUUCCAGAACUUUACUGAGGAGCAGUUCGCCAAUAUGCCUGUGGAUAUGCAGAAGGCAUUUGUCAGCCAACAGGGAUAUGGUGACCAACCGAUGUCAGCGGGGUUUGAACAGUUCAGCAUGACAGGGCAAGACGAGGCCAAUAUGCAACAGUUCCUGCAGCUAUCAGCUGUAGACCGCUGUAACAGUCGACUCUCCGCAGUAUAUGCAGCAGAUGGAUCCACCUAGCCUUCUCCUUUUCGUCACCAUGACGACAUGCAGCAUCAUUACCUGCUCUACCAUUGGUUGGCAUGUGACAAGUGGACAGUCUUUUUCGUACUGGAUUGAAUGGGCAGGGACGUAUUGUCAUUUUCAUGGUGAUACGUGUGAUGGUCUUUCAUGGUGGAUGUUUCUAAAUGUCCGGUCUCCAGGAGAAGGACGCUGUAUUUACAUGUCAGAUAAAUAUGGUACUACGCACUAAGGUGCCGUGACUGCCACACUAUCAGAUUCAUACCAUGCUGGGAAUAUGACACGUCUGUCAGCAUUUAGAAAACGAACACUACAGAAUUGUGAUAUUCAAUGACAGAACGUAGCCGUCCAUUUUAAUGAAGUCCCAAGAUGGCAGCAUAGUUUGUGGACAUUCUGCUUUAUGGCAUCCUUUUUUUAUCAUGAGUUACUGGGAAUAUAGCGCCCAUCAUGUAUUGUAUAUAUGUGUAUAUUCCUUGUGUUGUGUUAUGGCGUAUCACAUAUCAUCAACCCUGUCAUGCUGAAAGGGCAGACUGCUCAGUGCAGAUGUCAUCAGAUGUAUCCUUUGCUGAAAAUGAAGCCAAAAUAGGAUGUAUCUGGUAAGAAUCAAAGUGAGACUGUGAUGCUAUAUUCUUACCACUUGUUAUGUUUGACUUGGUGAGGACUUAGUCAGGUGAUCCCAUCACCUUGCUAUCCUGACACCAUUCUUGUAGAGGCAAGAGCUUGGUCAACUGCCUCGCAGCUGUUACCUUGUAUCUUACAAUCUUGCAUAUAUAUUGGUCAGGAGUUUAAUGUUAAUAAUUCAGGUUUUCAGUUUCCAUUUUUUGUUUCAUGUCUUUAUUCUUUACACACACUUUGAAAUGUGUGUUGCUUUUGAAGGGUUAUUUGAACAUUUGUUAUUUCAAGUCUGUGUCAGUUAUGAUUGUAGGAUCUCCGUCCAAAGCCGUCCAUAUUUUAAUAACAUAUUGUCAGUUUUAGAUGUGUUGCAUUUUCAAAAGGUCCCAGGUUUUAAUCAAAUGACAGCUAGGUCUAAAGCUGCAUCUUCAUAUCAUCAUGUUGAUCUCUGAGGAGGCAUACAUGUCUUGUAACUGCUUUAACUGAUUGGUUUGCAAAUCAGAAUAUUUCAUCCCUGUUUUCUUUUAACAUUUACUUUGUCUUUCAACAUGACUGUCAAAUAUCUUCACCUGUUUCAUGAACAACCUGUUUGCUAAUAGUGGUAAUAGAUAUAGCAUUAAUGAGGGUAUUAGAAAAUGU
Molecule: messenger RNA, 2042 nt
Organism: Haliotis rubra (blacklip abalone)
Lineage: Eukaryota; Metazoa; Mollusca; Gastropoda; Lepetellida; Haliotidae
Product: zinc finger protein GLIS3-like
Exons: 5
Coding region: 15-791 (258 amino acids)
Source: RefSeq, a predicted model, not a curated record